AUGAGCGCCAUUCGCUCCUCGUCCUCAGCCCUCCUCCUCCUCGGAGGCGUCGCAACCCUCCCCGGCGCCGCUACGGUCCGCAGCCAGUUUCCGCAGCGGAGCAGUGCUCUCUCCACCACGGCCGAGCAGGCCGAGCUGGGGUACAUGCAGCAGCCACUCGGCCCCGCCAGCGGCCGAUCGACGACCCACACGGCCGCCGCGAAGCUUAGCAGCGGUGCUUCAUCGACAUCGUCAGCACGAGGUCUCGGGUGGCAGCAGACCCAUCAGGCCUUAUGA
This is a messenger RNA of Colletotrichum orchidophilum, 276 nucleotides long. RefSeq lists its product as uncharacterized. The record is from RefSeq and is a predicted model, not a curated record. Bases 1 to 276 code for a protein of 91 amino acids. Lineage: Eukaryota; Fungi; Ascomycota; Sordariomycetes; Glomerellales; Glomerellaceae. The transcript has a single exon.